This is a messenger RNA of Spirometra erinaceieuropaei, 2879 nucleotides long. NCBI's taxonomy places the organism in Eukaryota, Metazoa, Platyhelminthes, Cestoda, Diphyllobothriidea, Diphyllobothriidae. The record is from the annotation of a GenBank genome assembly.
AUGGUACAGCGCACGCAGGUUAGCUAACUGAUGUCGCCCGUACACUUUGCGACCAUAUUGGACUACUGCGCUGUGCGUGCUCACGUCUUUCUUUCGUCUUAGGCCAUGACGCCAUACCGUUUAAGUUUGCUGUUACAUUUCCUGUUUUUGGAUACGGGACCUCACAUCUUUUUUUCCUAGGAGCCAAGAUGAGUUCAUUUAGCGGCUGUGUCCAUCUGUGCCUUGUACGGACGAUAGACGGUGUCGGAUGACUGUCUUUCUUAGGAUGGGUCGGGCAGUUGAGUUCAAUACUACCUUGAAGUAGUCAAUGAGAUCUGUUUUGACAAUGAAAAGUGUUAUUGACGUAGCGAACUCACAGCUGUUGUUGAUACUUAAUGAACACCCAGUAUUCUAUCCGCCGAAGGACUACUUCAGUGCACAUGCCUGGUAGGCAGACCGAAUAGGAAUGCCUUUGAUUUGUUCAUGCAUCUGUCCAUCAAAUGCGAAGUAGGUUUUAACGCAGUGUCGUCAAAGCUGGAGGAAAUAUUUGGACUUCAAGGAUUCGUCUCGGGUCGUAGCGCAUAAUCAGAAGUCAAUUCACAAUAUCUGUCGGUAAGUGUGAAAUGGGGGAAGAGUGCGAAGACGCCACAGGAUAACAUGCGUUCAUAUGGUUCUAAUUUCAGUCAUUUAUUGGGCUAAAGGGAUCGAUUGGUCGAAGCUACUGUUGAUGGUGAGCCCUUGAUCAGAAAUUUGCGAUGGUCAAAUAUCCAUUUUGCCUAAACGUACACAAGAGGUCAAUGUAGGGGGGCAAUAGGCCUGAGCUAGGUGUUUACUUUGUGCACCGCCCAGCGACGGCUGUAGUAUGGGACCGCCGUCAUUGGGACCAACUGGCUCGCGGCUCACCUUCCUCUACGGCAGUGGAAGGUAGGCCUAGUUUGAAGCGGGUGUGAGCCCUGACUGACAAAGGCUUGAGGCCGAGUGGACAGGCACAGUACAAAAUCAAAUAAGUCAGUUUGAAUAAAUUGACGUUUUCCAUUAAUUACCUAACAAAUAUGUAUUAAACUGCAGUGGUUGCGGAGGGCAUAAAUUUAAAGAACCAAUGAUGGUAAAGGAGCUCAUGGCGCGAUGCGGUAUUCAUUAGCGUGGCAACGCCGUAAAAGGGCAGAGUAAUGGACCAAUGGCCAAGGUGGAGGCUUGCUCCGGGGAUGGGGUGAAAGUAUAGAUGUUGGCAUGGUUCGUCGAUCGUGGAGACUGGUCGUUGGUGACUGGUCUGUCACACUUGGCGGAUUGUUCGGGAUAGCUCAGGCAUGAAUACAACUUUAUCGGUGAGUGGGCUUGAUGGCAUUUUUAAAAGACUUUGCUCCAAGAAUGCAGCAGCAAGAUGGGAAAAGUACCUGUGGCUGAGUUUUUGGGAAGCAAGAAGGCAUUCCUAAUGGCUUGUGAAUUAAAACCCGAUUGUAAAGUGCUGUGGUCAACCUGGUUUUUAAACUUUCAGCGUCGGGAAUUAACUGGAGCACACUAACGAAAUAGCUAUUCUCUGAUUGGAGCUUCACCCUCUGGUUUGUUAACACACUGAACUAAUUUCGGAAAGUUAGCCUUCUUUGAAAACCCUGAGUGGUACUGGAAAGUUUGUGACUGCUACUUCCUUGCCACUUAGUCAAAAGUAUCGCUUCGACACAGACUGAAAACGGUCAUUCGUUUAUGAAACUUUAGUCUGACGCCAAAAACAGCCGCAUAGCAAAUCUUUCUUGUAUACUUGCAUUCAAAUUUAGUGUAGAGUUAUGGAUAUUUCGUUUUCCUUAACUUCCUUACCAGAGGCAGAAACCAUGCUUAGCGUUUUUGCAACCGAUUUUACUAAAUAACCACACUGCUAAGUCGAAGCUAGGACAACUAUGAUGGUACUUUUUCUGCCAUUGGUCCUGCUUCAAGAAGAGCUAUAAACAACUGAUUGGCUCUUUUUGAAGGGUACUUUUCGUAUUUAGUCCUCUUUGUUAUCAUUCGUGACGUAGGGUUGGUCGUCCGAACCCAUGUGUUUCUGUAGUCAAAACGCCCGUGUCGCAUUACGUACCUGUCUGGCGUGCUGAACUAAAUUUGGCCCUCACGAUUGUAGUCAGAUGACGGGUUGACGUAUACUUGGUCCAAGUCAAAUAUUAUGGUGCUUUACCCUCCGAAUGCCUGCCCCCUGAGGCUGAUCGAUAUUUAGUAGCUUUCCUUUGACCCAAUUGUGAAGAAAUCAGCGGUCUUAGUGGUCAAGGCAUGAGUACAGCCAACGCUCUAACAAUUUGAGUUACAAAGCUUCAAUGGGAGCCGCGGGCCUAAUCGUACUUGAAUCAAGUUAUACGCCCAGCCUACUGCAUCGUAUGGAAUCCGCCAAACGAAUUGUUUAAAUCUUCCGGAAAACCUAAUAAUAUAGCAGUUUGUACUUUUGGCUCUAAUAGUCCCACCGGACGCAAGGGGUACCAUCAAUUUCACUUGGGCACCUAAUUCUCCUGGUUGCUUAAUUGUGUAACGCCUUGUCUAUCCAAACCGAAGGUGGUCAACCCUAAAAAUCCUCGAAGGAUAAAUUAUGCAGACCUUUUAUUAACAUUCCAACUAACUGUUGAAUCAACCUUACCACUUCUCCACCCAUCUAUUCCAACUAGGACGACCUGUUUUUCGCCUCCAGUUCAGAGGCUCUGCAUCAGAGUGUACUGUCCACUUCUAUCCGUCAGUGCCCUCUUGUUCAGUCCCCGCUCGCAGAGAACCCAGUACCUCCACAAGGCCGCGAGGCCUUCAAACCAUGGGAUGAUGGAUGCCAGUCCGAAAAGCAUUCAUCCAACCAGGGAGUAUCCAGUCAGGUGACGUCACAGAGCGACAAGUGGCAACAAAGUGAGCCUCCUAGUAAAAAUCCGUCGCUAUGA